Messenger RNA from Rhodotorula toruloides NP11, 258 nucleotides. Its product is annotated as U6 snRNA-associated Sm-like protein LSm5. Gene Ontology annotation, molecular function: RNA binding. Gene Ontology annotation, cellular component: U4/U6 x U5 tri-snRNP complex; Lsm1-7-Pat1 complex; U6 snRNP. Bases 1 to 258 code for a protein of 85 amino acids. The transcript has 5 exons. Lineage: Eukaryota; Fungi; Basidiomycota; Microbotryomycetes; Sporidiobolales; Sporidiobolaceae. Gene Ontology annotation, biological process: mRNA splicing, via spliceosome. The record is from RefSeq and is a predicted model, not a curated record.
AUGGCGUCGACAAUCCUCCCCCUCGAGCUCGUCGACCGCGCGAUCGGAAGCAAGGUCUGGGUCAUCAUGAAGACGGAGCGCGAGUUCACCGGCACGCUCGUUGGCUUCGACGACUACGUUAACAUGGUCCUGGAAGACGUGACGGAAUACGAGACGACGACGGAAGGGCGGAAAUCAAGCAAGCUCGGGCAGACGCUGCUGAAUGGCAACAACAUCGCCAUGAUCGUCCCGGGACGAGGGCCGGAGGACGAGCAAUAG